GUAAGGUGACUUCACCCAUCCAGUGAACUUGCACAUCAAGCAGCCCGAGACUUUGCAAUCGUAUUCUGAAACUUCAGUUUCAGAUGAGCCCAUAACGUUCAUAACAUUCAUAACGUUAACGUACAUAUGUUGUGUUGAAUCGGCUCCGAAAAUGGUAAGUCGAAUCGCCCAUAACGACUUCAUUAUAGUCUCCCGUCAAUUGCUGAUCAAUCGAGCCGACACGGAUAAGGACAAACGGAGUGCCAAGAUGCUCAUUAUCAACAGCACUGGAAAGCAGCACAUCGUCACCUUCAAGCUGCCCAUCCGUGCUUUUACAGUGCAAAAGCUGUUUCUCAAGAUGAACCUUCAUAUGGAGGAUAACAUCACGAUUGAUUGCAUGGAGAAUGCCGGUGGUAUUAUCCAUUUGGUGGUCUCUGUGGGAUUCGCCAUCGGUGAUACCAUUGCCGAUACGAUUGCCAAGGCGGAGGAGUUCUACAAGAAGGUGCAUCAGUCCAGGGCGUCCGCUGAUGCCGCUCCUCGCAACGCGGUGCCCGUUGAAGAACCAUCUCGUGCGGUUGUCAAGCCAUCGGAGACUUCGGUGGCCAACAAUGGUUGCCAGCCAGCUGCAAUCGAAGGCAAGAAGCACAAGAAAAGACAUUGCGCUCCGGGAGACACCAAUGCUGACAAAGCGAUAUCGUCGGUGGAUCAAGACGCCAAUACUUCCAAGACCAAGAAACAGAAGAAGUGUCAUUCUGCAGAGGACAGCAAUGGUUAUCAAGUUGCUGGUGCUCAAGACAACCCAGGUUCAUCUGGCAAUAAACAGGAAUAUCAAACCCCUACGGGAAAUCAAACCCCUACGGGUAACACCUCAAAUUCUCCAAUGAAGAGCAAUGGUCUCCAGGGCGUGCAACCAGCUGGAGAUGCUCUCGCAAACUCCCAGUCAAUCCAGUCGAAGGACCAAGUCGCACAUGCCACUAUUAGCAAGAAAUCGGAAGAGACAGCUGGUGGAUCUCAAUCGCGGGUGCAACCGAAUGUUGCAUCCAUACCGGCGCCAGCCGAGAAAGCAACUAGUGACACUAUACCCACACCUGCAAAACGCGCAGAGAAGAGUCGCCUGCGCCGGAACAGCAACUGGAUAAUAAGCAGGGACUUUGACGAUGAAGUCAUUGUGCUGUUGAGCAGCGAGGAUGAGGAGACCACCGCCGCCGACAAUGGCCAAACAGAGGGAAGACUCUCCGUCGACGAGAAUCCAAAGCUUUUCACAUAUCCGCCCACCGGAACCGGUGGCCUGAGCAUCACCAUUAAGGACUAUAUGCGCCUCAAGGAAGGCUCAUUUCUGAACGACAUAAUCAUUGAUUUUUAUCUGCGCUGGCUAAAGAAUAACAUCAUACCAGAGGAUCAGCGCGAUAGGACGCACAUCUUUAGCACAUUUUUCCACAUGAGAUUGACCACAGAGACGGGUCCCAACAACACGAAGGAGCCGGUGGCCAAGAGGCGUCACGAAAGGGUAAAGAAGUGGACACGAACCGUGAAUAUAUUCGAGAAGGAUUUCAUCAUAAUACCAUUCAACGAGAAGUCCCAUUGGAUACUGGCCAUCAUAUGUUUUCCAAACCUGAAGACCUCCGUGGUUAACCAUGAUGUACAGACACCCGGCGAAGACAUUCCAAUCAAACAGCCAUUGAUUCUCAUCUUCGAUUCGCUGGAGUGCAACUCACGCUAUCGACAUAUUGCCAUAUUGCAUGAUUACCUCAACUUCGAGUACAAGGCAAAGUAUCCGAAAGAGCGGGCGCGCAUCUUCAACUGGGAUAAUAUGCCCGGUCAUAUUGUGGAGGUGCCGCAGCAGGAGAAUCUCACCGAUUGCGGCCUCUAUCUGCUGCAGUAUGCGGAGCAAUUCUUCACAAAACCCAUCGUUAACUAUAAGCUGCCCAUUAGGGAGCUGAUCGAUUGGUUUGACCUGCUCACAGUAACCAAGAAGCGCGAGGAUAUCGCCAAUCUCAUCCAGAAGCUGAUGAAUGAAGGCAAUCAGCAGGGCAUAACUUUGCCCGUCAUAAAGUUUCCCACACUGAAUGGCAUAAUGGUGAUGGAUGUGGAUGACGAGAAGGAAUGUGACACGGAUAAAGAGAAUCAAACUAUAAACCAAUAUAGUUUUGAAACCAGAACACCGCCGAAAAGAAGGCAUACACUCAAGUAAACCACUUGCGAAGUGGCUGCUUCGGAAAAUUAUAUUUUCACACAGAAGAACUGAAGACGGCGACAACGCAAUGCACACACGUUUGGAACACUAGGAGGAGCAAGUGACACGGAGGUGGGCUCACCAGAAUUAUACGUUUUUUCCCCAAAAGCAAGAAAACUUUCAUACACACACACAGAGAAAGAGAGACACAGAUCAGGAUCACAGGAUGAGCAGGAUAAGCAGCAUGAGCAGGAUAAGCAGGAGCUGGAUGCCAGGAGGUGGAGAAUGGCCACACAUCAAGAAAAAUUCUAAAUUUAGAGUCACCAAAUUAAUAGAAAAUAUUUUUUUUUGUAAAUAGCAAAAUAAACGGUCCAUAGGACCAAUAAAAAUAA
Drosophila simulans is the source of this 2544-nucleotide messenger RNA. RefSeq names its product ubiquitin-like-specific protease 2. The record is from RefSeq and is a predicted model, not a curated record. Gene Ontology annotation, molecular function: SUMO-specific endopeptidase activity. Bases 152 to 2170 code for a protein of 672 amino acids. NCBI's taxonomy places the organism in Eukaryota, Metazoa, Arthropoda, Insecta, Diptera, Drosophilidae. The transcript is spliced from 3 exons. Gene Ontology annotation, biological process: protein desumoylation. Gene Ontology annotation, cellular component: nucleus; cytoplasm.